AUGUAUAAAGUCAAGUUUGCAGAGCCGGUGAAAAACAUAGACGAUCUUUAUUCUAUGGUAAAAGAUGCGUAUAUUCAUGGACAUAUACCUACACCUUAUCCAGCAGCAAAUAAACAACUACAAUCACGAUUGACAGAGUUUGUUUCUAAAGGUAUUUCUGGCGAUCAAUCUAUGUCAUUUUUCGAUAAAGUGAAUUCUAAACGUGUUUAUGUACUAGAGAAGCAUGACAACUUGAUUCAGUUGCUGAUGCUCAUAAAAGAAAAUGAUGAAAAAAAAUCUGCUCCGAAAUGCCAUAAACGACUAAACGAUGUCUAUUGGAUAUCCAAUAAAAGAAUUCGACUUAUACAACGAACAAUAGCUAAGUUUAUUCUUCCUGAUUCAAGUAAUGAUGAAAAUACAAAUGAUGAUAAUCCAAAUGAUAAAGAAGAUAAUGUAAAUGAAGAUAUGAAAGAUGAUAUUGAUGAUGGUGAUGAUGAUGGACAAAGCACUAACUUGGUCAAAAUGUCUCAUGUGCACAAGCAAUCUUCUUUACCACCAUCAUCACAUCACUCAAUAAUCACAACAAGAUCGAAAUCAAAAUUAAUAGAAAAACAAAAUGUAGUAAGCCUUAAACGUUCAAACAUAUAUGAAGCUGAUGAGAAUAAAACAAAAAUGAAGAACAAACAGCAUUGA
Rotaria socialis is the source of this 672-nucleotide messenger RNA. The record is from the annotation of a GenBank genome assembly. Lineage: Eukaryota; Metazoa; Rotifera; Eurotatoria; Philodinida; Philodinidae.